Molecule: messenger RNA, 1051 nt
Organism: Culicoides brevitarsis
Lineage: Eukaryota; Metazoa; Arthropoda; Insecta; Diptera; Ceratopogonidae
Product: mitochondrial inner membrane protease ATP23 homolog
Exons: 2
Coding region: 160-933 (257 amino acids)
Biological process (GO): mitochondrial proton-transporting ATP synthase complex assembly; mitochondrial protein processing
Molecular function (GO): metalloendopeptidase activity
Source: RefSeq, a predicted model, not a curated record
UUUCACUUGCCUUCUUCUUACAUCAUGUCUUAUUGAUGCAUUUUCCGGUUUUUACUGCUAUUUUUCGCAGUAAUUCCUAAAAUUAAAAGUAAUUUUCGUUAGUAUUCGAUUCAAAAAAGGUUCGCAAAGUGUUUGAACUGCUUGACACUUUCACAAAACAUGACCGGCAAUCAAGAAAAGACUGGAGACACUUCUUCCAAAGCUGCUGGACAGAACAAAAGUGAUGUUUCCGACGAAAAUUGGGGUUACGAUUUGUAUCCCGAGCGUCGCGGCGAGAAAUUCAAAUCCAGUUGGAAACGCAUUCUGAUUGGCAAAGAAGGCAACGAGUACGUCGACAAGACCAAAUGCGAGCGAAAUGUCUACAAUUGCGUCAAAAAUAGCCCCUUGGUGAAACUCAUGAUGGGCGCUCUCAAAAGUUCGGGGUGUCCCAUCGACAUUCGGCGUCACAUUUCGUGCGAAGUGUGUGACGAAAGUGUCAGCGGUGGCUACGAUCCGCAAGUCAACCAAAUUGUCGUGUGUCAAAAUAACGCGAGAAAUUUUGGUUUUGUUCAAGGCGUUUUGUCGCACGAGAUGGUUCACAUGUUUGACUAUUGCCGCAACAAUUUGGACUUUAAGAACAUCGAUCAUCUGGCGUGCACGGAAAUUCGGGCUGCCAAUCUUACGCAUUGCAGUUACACGAGUGCCUUUGCGCAGGGCGAUGCGGGCGUCUUUCGGAUCAAAAAAACGCAUCAGGACUGUGUUAAAUCGAAGGCACUGAGUUCCGUGUUGUCAGCGAGAAAUGUCACCGCAAAAGAAGCCAUUGAUGCCAUUGAACGAGUGUUCCCAAAGUGCUAUAACGACUUGGAGCCCGUGGGACGUCGGAUACGAAGAAAUUCGCCGGAUAUGCAUCGGGCGUACGUGGAAGCGCCGUUAUAUGGAUACGAUGUCGAUUAGUCAGUCAAGCAAUUUUUACCUAAAAUUAUAGUUGAAAAAGUAAAGUUUAAAAAAAAAUUAUUUACUCUUUUGUUUAAGAGAAAAUUAGAAAAAUUCGAACAUUCAUAGGUCUUAUUGA